This is a messenger RNA of Lineus longissimus, 3803 nucleotides long. RefSeq lists its product as uncharacterized. The record is from RefSeq and is a predicted model, not a curated record. Bases 21 to 3803 code for a protein of 1260 amino acids. The transcript is spliced from 18 exons. Lineage: Eukaryota; Metazoa; Nemertea; Pilidiophora; Heteronemertea; Lineidae. Gene Ontology annotation, molecular function: protein binding.
CUCUCAAAACAAAUAUCAGUAUGCAGCACCACCACUCAACAAAUGGAGUCGUCUCGGCAAGUUGGGAGGAUAUCUUCUAUGACAAAGAGACAGUGAUAUCCCAUUAUGAAUGGUCAGUUGGAUCACAACCAGGUUACGCUGACAUCAUGCCUCCGACAAGGACCACUCAGACACUUGGAACUUCCAUUAGCAAGCUUGAUAUGCAGGAGGGCCACGUGUAUUGGUUGUCUGUCAAGGCGCAUAACAAAGCAGGCCUUUCUUCUCUUGCCACGGGUUGGCCAUUUUUAUGUGACAACUCCCCACCUGUCUGUGGAUUCGUACACGACGGGAUACGAGGCAGCGCCACAGCAGACCGCAAGGACCGAAACCAUCAAGAAGAUGAUGGUCAUAUAUGGGCUCACUGGGAAUUCAAUGACCCGCAUUCUGGCAUAGUCUCCUACAGUUGGUCGGUGGGCAGUUGUGCUGGCUGUGGAGACGUUUUCAAGGACCAUCCCGUAGGAACGAACACAGAUGCUGUAGCAGACAAAUUUGGGGUAGCGUUGCGUCAAGGUCUGACCUACUACGUCACAGUCACUGCAUGCAAUGGCGUAGGGUUGUGCUCCAGUGCCUCGUCAGAUGGUGUCCUGAUAGAUAGUUCGCCACCUAUUAGCGGAUUGGUACACGAUGGUGUUGGCCUCUUUGAUAUUGAUUACCAGAAUUCAAGAGCUUCUGUCGGAGCUAAAUGGUGGGGUUUCAUUGAUCCUCAGAGCGGUAUCUCAUACUACAGUUGGUGGGUUGGCACAACCCCUGGUGGCGAUGAUAUCAUGAAGGAAGAACGCCUUCACCACACAGAGAUGGCGUUCAGGUUAAGAUUACCUGGUGGCGUCAUGCUGACCCCAGACAGAGUCAUCUACACCACAGUAAAAGCCACUAAUCCACUGGGUCUAUCAAAUACUGCAACAUCUGAUGGCUUUAAAGUGGUGACUCAAGUCCCAAAGGUGACACCGCCCACUCAUAUUGGAACCAAGGGAUCGAUCUACAGAAAUACUCAAGUAUUCAGCACAGUGAUGGGAUUCUCGUGGACGGUUGAAAGUACUGGUGCCCCGAUAAAGUCACAGCAUUUCCAUUUGUGGGCGGAUGUAUAUCACAGGAAGGACAUGCCAACUGUUAAGUUAGGGAGCACGGUCAGCUACUACUACGCUACUAACGUGAAACUGUACGAUGGAACCUGGUACUCUGCUUCUGUUACUGCCUGUAAUCUUGCGGAACUUUGUGCAACAAGCAAAAGCGAAAAGAUUCUUGUUGACAACUCGCCGCCUUUGACUGGGAUGCUUGCCAUAGACACAGCGCAUGCAUCACAACUCAAGCGUGAAGAACAAGGUCAUUGGAGCUGGACAUCAAACUCAUUAACCUUGGCCGUACUUGGAUUUACCGAUCUCCAUUCUGGAAUCAAAUAUUAUGACGUCAGUGUUGGGACGACGUACGGAGGAAAUGAUUUAACGAAAGGAAAAUAUGUUCGUUUUAACCACGGUCCAUCCCCAUGGUUAAGGCAACACGAAGGAUCUAUUCAGAGAAUGGUACUUAAAGAUGACGUAGUUGCCAACAAUCUGAAAGCCGAAAUGGACGUCUAUAUAUCUGUUGUUGGCAUUAACGGGGUGGGCCUGUCGAGUGCUGUUUUACAGAAAAAGUUAAGGCUGCUGAGUGGUGGAGGUGUGGCCUUAAGGAGACGAUGUGAACGCGAAUUGUGUGAAGGUCAUUGCAUAUGUUCGCCACAAAAUGCUCGAUGUGGAAGGUCAAUGAACAAUUGCCCCAGUAAAUCACCAGAUGGACUCGAACUAGCCGUUUACGACAUCAUCGAUAUACGGGAAAAUGUAUCGCCAUUGGACGCCGAUUACAGUCCUUCGACCUGCAUGCUGGCAGCAGAGUGGCGGGUCGACCCUACGUCCACGGUCAAACCCAUCGGUUAUGACUAUGCUGUUGGUUUCACAUCAGAAGACGAGCCAACUGGUUUAACGUCGAAGGAUAACAUCAUCUGGCGUUAUGUGGGCCUCAGUCUCAGAGCCAUAGACACUAGAGCAUGGCACAAUAACUACCUGCUUGAAACUAGUAAGUACAGUGUCUUUGUCAGAGCAUGGACCAACCGGACGGAGAAUAAGAUAUUCAAGUCAAAUGGAGUAUGGCCAGUCUUUCGACCCCCAAGCCUGUCGAAGAAAAUGGCGGCCACGGUAAAGGAUUGUCAGAUCGGUGAUCAAAAGAAAGGCACCGCCCAAGCCAAGGAUGUUGAUUUCUACAGCAGUAACGAUAGAUUCUGCGUCUCUUGGAAGAAUGCCUUUCAGGACAGAAGCGAUAACCUUUUUGACAAAUAUUACGUAUCUCUUGGCACUUAUCCUAGUGGUGAAGAUGUUCUUGGGUUCCAGCAACAAUCCGCCAGCUCGUCACAUGCUGAAUUUACCAGGUCGAAUAUCAUCCCGGGGAAGAGAUACUACAACAAUGUUAGGGCUUGCAACAAGGCCGGUCUCUGCAGUGAGCGGUAUUCUGACGGAGUUAUCGCAGAUGUGCAUCCACCUGUGGGCGGCAUAGUCUCUGAUGGACUUGGGCUGCACGAUGAGGAGUACCAUAACCGAACUAACCUUGUAGCAGCCCACUGGAGGGAUUUUGUAGAUCUUGGCUCCGGCAUUUCCCACUACUGGUGGUGCGCGGGUAAAACACCAGCGGCUAAUAAUUGCGAUGUGAUGGGCUGGAUGAAUGUUGGACUCAAGACCCGGGCAAGCCGGCUCGUUAAGUCCGCUUUAACACCAGGUGGUAAGGUCUACAACAAGGUGUAUGCAGUUGAUGAAGUAGGACAUCGGUCGGGUGUUGUUGUGUCUAAUGGCGUCAUGUUAGACACGACACCACCGACCAUUCUUACCAAGCUCAGAUUUGGCGACAACAUUGUCACCAACCCCUCCUUCGAGGCUAGUCCCGGCAUCAAAAUGGCAGCUGCCACAUCGUUGAACAAACCGAUUAACUUUACGACACCCACUGGAUGGAUGAACAAGACCAGGGGGAAAAGCGCCAUGAUAACUGUUGAUGACGCACCGCUUGCCAAGCAUGGCCGUCAUUUUCUUAUUCUCUAUGGAUCUCUUUACCAAACGCUGCAAGAGUUGGUUAUCGGAGAAAAGUACAUUUUAGUGUUUUACACCAGUCAUAUUCAGCCAUCACAUUCGCCAGGUCCGACCAAAGGUCAGGUCAGCUUACCUGAUGGAAAUGUGUACGUCUUCAGCCAGACAAAUAAGACCCACCGCCAUGACGUUAUUGGCAAUACUCAUCAGACAUCAUGGAAUAAACAAGUCUUCUAUUUCUACGCUAAGUCUCUAUCCGGUGACAUCACGAUAUCAUCCAACGACAGGAAUGGAUUUGCGAUUGAUGACGUCAGUGUGCAACAAAUCCAAGUUGGCGCUACACCAUCGACAGACGAAUACAUUAAGAAGGAUUUUAAGACUCCGAUGCUAUUUACUGUCGAUGAGGAUAUUUUAACAGUUGCCUGGGAUUUCGAAGACAAAGAAAGUCCGAUUGUUGAGUAUAAGCUGGCACUCGGUACACGAAAGGGCGAUGCACGACUAUAUGGUUACGAGACUGUUGGCCAAAACAAGUUUGCCAAGAUUUACGUGAAGCUGGUCCAUGACACUAGUAUCUUUGUCACGGUUAUAGCCAGGAAUGCUGCAGGUCUCCGGAGGAUUCUCCUCUCGGAUGCAAUCAAGGCCGACAAGACCCCACAUGUCUUCGAGUACCUAUGGGAUGGAGAUGAAGGUGAUCAAAAACUGUACAAGUUGACGAUCAUGUAA